Messenger RNA from Drosophila takahashii, 2698 nucleotides. The record is from RefSeq and is a predicted model, not a curated record. NCBI's taxonomy places the organism in Eukaryota, Metazoa, Arthropoda, Insecta, Diptera, Drosophilidae.
AUGACAGCUUUCCAACUACUUCCACUUGGCCUCGUUGCCCUCUUUGCGGGUUCGGUUUGGGCCUGGGAUUACGGAGUUCCUUACUAUCCAGCACCGAGCUACUUCGAACGUCAGCAGCCCUACGAUUAUCCCUGUCCACCGUCGGGAUCGGAUAGUCUGGUUUGUGCCGGUGCUCCCGGUGCCCAGGCAUCCACCUUUCCCAGUCCCUGCGAAGUCCAGCGGUUCAGAAUCCUAACGGGAAUAGACUGGGAGAUCAUCCACGAGGGCAGGUGUGAAACCUUGGAGGUCUGUCCGGAUAAUUGCCAGGAUCAGUACAGUCCCGUCUGCGGCAAGUACAAGGAUACCAGGCGAAACUACAGGAGCGAGUGCGAACUGCAGCUGGUCAAGUGCCGCACAGGACAUCCUUGGAGGAAGCAGCACGAUGGCCCCUGUGAAAGUAGAUAUCCAGUCGCCCAAUCACCGCGCGUCCAAAGCUAUAAUCCCUAUGCGAUCAACCCGUAUCAACCGAACUACGGAUCUUACGGAUCUCAAGGACCCUAUGGCUCCCAAGGACCUUAUGCAUCUCAAGGACCCUACGGAUCUCAUAGACCAUACAGUCCCUAUGGGUCGCAAUCUCAGUCUCAGGCGUAUCCUCAAAGCUCUUUCGUAUCCCCGAAACCCGCUUAUGAGGCUCCGGUCUAUCACCCCUAUGAGAUUUCCUGGGAGAACCUGCCCACUGAGUCCGAUUACGCCGUAACCGCCAAGCCCUACACAAAUCCCACCUACAAGGCCACGCCAACGACUUCUUCCACAAGCACAAGCACUACCACUACAACUACUUCCACUACAACCACUUCCACAACACCCAAAGCAGAUGAGACCACAGAGGCCUCGAGGGUAACUACCAACCCCAGGCAGAAUAUAAAGGUGAAUGCAGUGGUCGAGGAAGCAGCUAAUACGACCACUCAACCGCCGGUGACUGAAGCCCCAACUACAGUGAAGCCUGAGACGGAACAGCCCACAGAGUCUAGUGUCACUGCUCCGCCCCUGAAGAAAUACGCGACAACCGCUUCACCCCAGCAUGCAACAACCACAGCAAGACCUUCAAAACCUUCUCUUUCGAUAAACGCAGUAAAGGAACCUGAACAGAAAGCUGAGCAGACCAGUGAACAGCCAACCAGCACAGAAUCGAGCACACCUAAAAGGUAUCCAGCCCCCAAUGUUUAUAAGGCAUCUCCAGUCUACAGCACCACUUUAGCUACGGAGGAUAAAGAAAUUAACGAAGACUCUCUAGGCCAGGUCAUCAAAAUUAAUGCAGUGGAAGAGGAGAAGAAAGCUGAAGGGACUACUGAAACCCAACAGACUAGCACUCCCAAAGCUUCACCAACUUAUCCGUCCUAUCCAACUUAUCCAACUAGCACUCCCAAAGCCUCACCAACUUAUCCGUCAUAUCCAACUUAUCCAGUCUAUGGUUCUACUGAAUCUCCGAAAGAUGAUGACUCUCUAAAGAAGGUCAUCAAAAUUAAUGCAGUGGAAGAAGAGAAGAAAGCUGAAGGGACUACCGAAACCGAACAGACAAGCACUCCCAAAGCUUCACCAACUUAUCCGACAUAUCCAACUUAUCCAGUCUACGGUUCUACUGAAUCUCCGAAAGAUGAUGACUCUCUAAAGAAGGUCAUCAAAAUUAAUGCAGUGGAAGAAGAGAAGAAAGCUGAAGGGACUACUGAAACCCAACAGACUAGCACUCCCAAAGCUUCACCAACUUAUCCGUCAUAUCCAAGUUAUCCAGUCUACGGUUCUACUGUAUCUCCGGAGGAUGAAGAAACUAAAGUAGACUCUCUAGAUGAGGUCAUCAAAAUUAAUGCAGUUGAAGAAGAGAAGAAAGCUGAAAGGACUACUGAAACGCAAAAAACUAGUACUCCAAAAACCUCACCAACUUAUCCGUCUUAUCCAACUUAUCCAGUCUACGGUUCUACUGAAGCUCCGGAGGAUGAAGAAAUUAAAGUAGACUCUCUAGACGAGGUCAUCAAAAUUAAUGCAGUGGAAGAGGAGAAGAAAGCUGAAGGGACUACCGAAACCCAACAGACUAGCACUCCCAAAGCCUCACCAACUUAUCCGUCAUAUCCGACUUAUCCAGUCUACAGUUCUACUGAAUCUCCGGAGGAUGAAGAAAUUAACGAAGACUCUCUAGGCCAGGUCAUCAAAAUUAAUGCAGUGGAUGCCAAUACUGAGAAGAAACCUGACGAGACCACUGAGACCCAGAGUAGUUCGGAGUCUAGCACUCUCAAAGCGUCACCUACCUACCCAUCAUAUCCAACUUAUCCGUCCUCGAGAGCCUAUAACACUUAUCCAGUUCGUGCCUCUACUGAAGCUCCUGGGAAUAAAAACGAAGAAUCCUCUAGAAGACCUUUGGAUGAGGCCAUCAAGAUUAACGCAGUUUCGGUUCCCCAAAACGAAUCAUUGCCAGAAACCAGCCAAAACUCAACCUCUGCAACAACUGCUUCAUCCUCCGAUAUUUCUCCUGGAGUGGAAGAAGAACUCAAGACUGAAUCGGAAGAUAUUCCUGAAAUCGUGAAGACAGAAAGUGUCAGUAAGAACGGAACGGUGGUGAAUUUGGAGGUGACCUGCAAACGAGAGACCAAAAAACUAAAGCUGGAUACUUCGAGCUCCGACAACCGUAGCAAUCUUUAUUUCAUAUUUUUGGGCUGUUAAAAAAUUU